This is a messenger RNA of Quercus lobata, 2087 nucleotides long. RefSeq lists its product as uncharacterized. The transcript is spliced from 6 exons. The record is from RefSeq and is a predicted model, not a curated record. Gene Ontology annotation, molecular function: zinc ion binding. Bases 1 to 2022 code for a protein of 673 amino acids. Lineage: Eukaryota; Viridiplantae; Streptophyta; Magnoliopsida; Fagales; Fagaceae.
AUGGAUGGGUUUGAUGAUGAGCACGUACCUGAGCAAGUAGAGUUUAAUGCUAAGAGUGACAUGAGAAAUAUUGUACUGAAGAAGGAGAUGAAGUUCCCUAAUGCAAAGGUUUUCAGAGUUGCUUUGAGGGAGUAUGCAAUCAAAAAACCUAUUGACAUCAAAUUCAAGCUUAAUGAGAGAACCAAGAUAUCAGUUCACUGCAAGAAUGGGUGUGGGUGGAGAUGUCAUGCAUCUCAAAUAAGUGGAGAGCUAACAUUUCAAAUUAAGACCUUGACUGAUGACUGUACUUGUCCCAAGUCUUUCAAAAACAGCCAAGCAACAUCAGCUUAUGUUGCUAAGAGGUCAAAGAGAAAGGUAAAGGAUUUGAUAAAUGGAGAUGAGCAACUGCAAUAUGGUGUCCUUAGGGACUAUGCACAAAUGAUAACCACUGUAGACAAGGGGAGUAGGGUUAUACUGCAGACAGAAAUGGCUGAGGAGACUUCCCAGCCAAAAUUUAAGAGGAUGUAUGUUAGGUUCAAUGCUCAGAAGGUAGGAUUUUUAGGUGGAUGCAGGCUAUUUAUAGGUUUAGAUGGUUGUCACAUAAAGCAUAGAUUUGGUGGGCAAAUCUUAUCUGCCAUUGCCAAGGAUGCAAAUGACAACAUUUUUCCAGUAGCCAUGACUGUUGUGAAACAAGAAACCAGGGAGUCUUGGAUAUGGUUUUUGGAAAUUUUUGCUGAUGAUAUAGGGAGGCUAGAGGAGUUUCAGUUGGUCUUCAUUUCUGAUAGGCAAAAGGGGCUUAUACCUGCAAUAGAGACACUAUUCCCUAUCGUGGAGCAUAGAUACUGUGUGAAACACAUCUACAACAAUUUUAAAGUUGAUCACAAGGGAUUGGAGCUGAAGGAUGCAUUGUGGAGGUGUGCUGCUGCCACAACAGUAAGGGAGUUUGAGAGAUGCAUGCAGUACAUAAGGGAUUUGGAUGAAAAGGCAUAUGAGUAUCUUGCAAACAUUGCACCUGCACAGUGGACAAGGUCACACUUCACUCCUAGGGCCUUAACAGAUUGUUUGGUAAAUAAUUUGAGUGAGUCUUUUAAUGCAAUGAUAUUGAAGUCUAGGGACAAACCUAUCUUGGCAAUGUUGGAGUGGAUUAGGGUUAGACUUAUGACUAGGCUUUACACAAAAAGGGAAGGGAUACAGAAGUAUGCUGGAAAGUUGUGUCCAAGCAUACAAGAUAGGUUUGAGAAAUUGAAGGUUGAAAGUAAGGCAUUUAGUGCUACCCCAGCUGGUAGUUUCCUUUAUGAGGUAGGCAGUCAGUAUGAGAGGCAUGUAGUUGAUUUGGUGAAGAAGACAUGUAGUUGUAGGUCUUGGGAUUUAAAUGGCAUUCCCUGCAAACAUGCCAUAACAGCCAUUUAUACAAACAUUGAGACACCAGAAGACUAUACCCACCCAUGCUACUUCAAAGAAACUUACAUGGAGAUAUACAAGGAGCCUGCUCCCCUGGCACCUCACAUAUACAAACCACCAGGCAGACCACCCAAGCAAAGAAAGAGGGCUUCUGAUGAGCCUAGGAACCCUUACAAAGCAAGUAGACAGAACAGACCUGUAAGAUGUGGGAAAUGCAAAAAGGAAGGGCAUAACUCAAGAGGGUGCAAGGCUGGCAUCACUGGGGAGACACCAUGGCAGAGGAGACAGAGACUUCAAAGAGAAAAAGCUGCAAGGGAAGGGGUGCCUGCACCUAGAUCUGCACCUCAGCCUGCACCUCAGCCACCAUCCCAGCAGCCUACCCAGACCUACAACAUGAUGUCUGCCACUCAGCCUUCAUCCUCACAGCAAGGAAAUCAACCUAGGCCAUCUCACAAGAGAGCAGGAUGGUUCUCUUCCUCACAACCAGAGUUUCACACACCUAGGGAGACCUGGGAUACCUUACCAAGUUCUUCACAGCCUUCACAUGCAAGUGGGAGCACUGGUGGUGUGAGGACUAGAGGACAGCUUGCUGCACAAAGGCCACCAAAAAUGAAUCCAGUGGGUGGAAAGAGGAAAGAGUAAAGGCAAGAAAUGAAUGAAGCUAGUGGGUACGCAUGCCAGCAUUGGGAGUAAAGCUAGUGGGAACA